GCCGUCGUUUCAUUCAUGGAGGCUCACAGAUCUGGUCUCCGCCGCGUCCUGGUUUUGGCCUUCUGUGUCGCCGGCAUCUGGUCUGCCUACAUCUACCAAGGCGUUCUUCAGGAAACUCUAUCCACAAAGCAGUUCAGUCCAAAUGGCGAGAGGUUUGAGCACCUUGCAUUUCUGAACUUGGCGCAGAAUGUGGUUUGUUUGAUAUGGUCUUACAUAAUGAUUAAGAUAUGGUCAAGUGGGAGUAGUGGUGGUGCACCUUGGUGGUCUUACUGGAGUUGUGGAAUUACCAACACUAUUGGUCCAGCGAUGGGAAUUGAAGCACUCAAGUAUAUUAGUUACCCGGCUCAGGUACUGGCAAAAUCCUCAAAAAUGAUUCCAGUUAUGUUGAUGGGUACUAUAGUGUAUGGUAUAAGAUACACUUUUCCAGAAUACGUCUGUACAUUCCUUGUUGAUGGAGGGGUAUCAACAUUUGCACUUUUAAAGACUAGCUCAAAGACUAUGAGCAAGUUAGCACAUCCAAAUGCUCCCCUUGGAUAUGGACUAUGUUUCCUGAACCUUACAUUUGAUGGAUUUACAAAUGCAACUCAGGAUUCCUUAAAAGCAAGGUACCCUAAAACAAGUGCUUGGAAUAUUAUGUUGGGAAUGAAUUUAUGGGGAACCAUAUACAAUAUGAUUUACAUGUUUGGCUGGCCCAGUGGAAGUGGAUUUGAAGCUGUUCGCUUUUGCAAACAGCAUCCAGAGGCAACAUGGGAUAUUCUUCUCUUCUACUAUUGUGGUGCUGUGGGCCAAAACUUCAUCUUUUUGACAAUAAGCCGAUUUGGCUCUUUGGCCAACACCACCAUUACUACCACUCGCAAAUUCGUUAGCAUUGUGGUAUCUUCUCUGUUGAGUGGAAAUCCGCUUUCAACAAAACAAUGGGGUUGUAUUUGUAUGGUAUUCACUGGAUUGUCAUACCAGAUCUACCUGAAGUGGCAGAAGCUACAACGACUGCAGAAGAGAAAAGCCACUUGAGAAACCUUAAGCAAAUUUGAAUUCACACGUUGGUGUUGGCUUAUUUGCCCAUCAACCAUUGUUAUAUCUUGAUGACCUUAAAAGUUUUAAUGAACUCAAUUUAGAUUUAUAAGAAUUUCAUAGAAAUGUUUCUUUAAUAUAGUUGUAAUUGUACUCCGGGCAAUGUACCAUCCAUCCAUCAUUUGAUCUCAAUGUAAAUGUAGUUCAUAUCUCAUUUCGGAAUGGAAUAAUGGCUAUAUUCAAUUAACAUUACACCCGAUGUAAUUUGGUAUUGAUAAGUGAUAACUCUAAUUGAGUAGAUGCUAUUUUUAAAUAGAA
Messenger RNA from Arachis ipaensis, 1329 nucleotides. Lineage: Eukaryota; Viridiplantae; Streptophyta; Magnoliopsida; Fabales; Fabaceae. The record is from RefSeq and is a predicted model, not a curated record.